AGUAUUUAACGAACUGCUAACGGAAUCAGAAUGAGAGAAUCAAAGAAUAAAUUCAAACAUUUCAAUUGUGUUAAACCAUUGUAUGGGAAAAUGAAAACGCGCAUUAAAUCUAAAAACGUUACUGUUCUAGUCGACACUGAAGACAAUAUUGUUAAAAAUACACUACCAGAUAACCUUGAAGCGAAAAUAAUAGAAAAAACUAAUGAUAAAAAACAUAAAAUCAAUAUAAAUAAACAAAAAGAAACACUGCCUAAUGCUUGUGAAGAAAACACGCAUGAUAAAAACAGAGAGUGCAAAUUUUAUAUUAAAGUUCAAAACUAUAAUGAUUGUGAGGAUUUUGUAGAAAUUGCAAAAAAAGUUGCUUACAAAAAAAAUGUUGAAGAGAUAGACCGGUUAGUGACAGCGAAGAUACCAAGAAUGUGGUUAAGAUUAUUUCCCAUAUCAAAGCGACCAGGCGAGAGUAUGUCUUCGGUAUUAGUGAGAUACUUGAUAUCCCAGCUCGGGCUGUGUUCUUUUCUGGUGCUCUGGACUACUCUUUGGAUUUUCGUAAUACAAUAUUAUGAAGGUCUCAACGAAAUGAAAGUGGCUUUGGGAUUUCAAAAAGAGCAAAAUCGACUUGUUAUCGAUCUCGCUACAGAACUCAGACAGAUCAGCUUAGUCUCGCCCAAAUGGAAGCAAGCAAUAAUGAAACGUAUGGACGAACAAAGGCGUCUCACCGAAUCAGCGAACAGUAAUGGCGCUAAAUUAUAUACAGGACAGCUAUGGAAUCUUUCUGGAACAUUUUUGUUUAACAUUUAUAACAUGGCGGUGUUUGGCAUUGGAGCUCCACUUCCACAAACAUUAUGGGGAAGAUUAGCGACUGUAAUGUACUCUGUUGUAGCCACACCAACUCAUAUUUACUUAAUGAAAAACUGGGGCACGUUCGCUGCGGUGCAAGUCGAAAAAUAUGUCAAAAGCUUUAAUAAAACUGAUGAUGAUUCACGUAAACUUUACGAUAAAUAUAACAACAAGAAUAAUUAUGACUGUAGUAAGCUUAAGGUACUCAUUACGGUUAUAUGCCGUUGCGAAGCUCUGUUACUGAUCGCGUACUACGUUUUGGGAAUAAUAUUGUUUGGCUUACUUCGACAGAAAGAACAAUUUGUUGCUGUCGCGUUUCCUUGGGAAUUUACUACGUAUGGUGGAUUGGAGGAAGUAGCUGGUACUGUACGAGUUUUGUACGGUUUCUAUGUGGAGGGAGCAGUGAUUUUACUGGCGUACUGUCUGUCGAGCUUACUUCAACGUACUAGUACUAAGCUAAAACACUGGGCUCAAAAAUACAGAUUGUUUCAGACAGAAAGUCCUGUUUAAAAUAUUACAUCUAUGUAAU
Messenger RNA from Bombyx mandarina (wild silkworm), 1366 nucleotides. RefSeq lists its product as uncharacterized. Gene Ontology annotation, cellular component: plasma membrane. Gene Ontology annotation, biological process: potassium ion transmembrane transport; stabilization of membrane potential. Gene Ontology annotation, molecular function: outward rectifier potassium channel activity; potassium ion leak channel activity. The record is from RefSeq and is a predicted model, not a curated record. NCBI's taxonomy places the organism in Eukaryota, Metazoa, Arthropoda, Insecta, Lepidoptera, Bombycidae.